This is a messenger RNA of Hypanus sabinus (Atlantic stingray), 2633 nucleotides long. Its product is annotated as stabilizer of axonemal microtubules 3-like. The transcript has 5 exons. Bases 1390 to 2109 code for a protein of 239 amino acids. Lineage: Eukaryota; Metazoa; Chordata; Chondrichthyes; Myliobatiformes; Dasyatidae. The record is from RefSeq and is a predicted model, not a curated record.
CACGGUCAGACCGGGCCGGGGGAUACGCUCCCUCCCAUGGUUCACUCCCCACCACCCGGCUCUCGGGUUAGGGGUUUCUCCCCGAGGUCACUCCGCCACACUCCAUCCCCAUGGUUAGGGGGAUACUCGCUCACGGAUACACCCAUCGCCCGGGUCAGUGGGGACCUUCACCCCUGGUGGGCAGCGGGCCAUUCCCGGGAUCACUCAAACCCCCUCGCCAGUUUACCCCCCCCCCCCAAAAGUAGAUCGGAGGAUUACUCCCUCCCCCGGGGGUCUGUAGGUCACUCCCGGGAUCACUAUCCACUCCCCGCGUCAGGGGAACCAUCUGGCCAGCAGGUUGGGACGGUGAGAAGGAAGGGCCAGAAGAUGUGAUCUUGCUCAACCAGGGCCGGUGUCCGAAGCCAGUGAUACGCUGAGGGUCAGCGCUGCGGGUAUUCCGAUCGCAGCGGAGAAGCUGGACCGGUAAUUCAGGGGCUGAUACCGGUAAUGCGACACCUCCUCAACGUUUUUGGAACAGCUUCUCCUACAGAUCCCUGAACCGGACAAUUAACCCAUGAGCGCGAGCUCAUUACUCCUUUUUUGCACUGUUUAUUUAUUUUUGUAAUUUUACAUUUUUGCACCAUAACGCUCAAAAUUGCAACUUCUGCUUCCAUUGUGGAGGAAAAUAUGGAACACGGGUCCAUGUCCAUAGAAUACAAAAACAGUGUACUGUCUCUUUACAUUAGAUCUUCCAAAAUGCAGCUCUGCUUAUUUGGCUGGGUUAAACUCCAUCGGCCACUUCUCUGCCCAUAUCUGCAAUUGACCUCCAAGAGGAUCACAACCUCAUCGUGGUUUGGAGGCUUGCGUGCCUCAAUGACCCGGAGAGUUAUGUUGGCUGGACUCAGGGCUAUACGCUUUGGCUUUUGCUUGCCAUGGUGUUGUCACCCAUGCCAAACAGGUCAAAGGGUAGAGGCCAGACUAAAUGUGAACAACUGGUCCUCCAGGUUCGGGGGUUCAGCUCAGGGCUAACAACCCUGGCUGGUCAAACAAAAUCGUUAGGGAAACUGCAAUGAAGAAUCCUUCUACAUCUGAGUGUGAGGGUAUUCCUGAGUCUCCACCUGGGGAUUGCAUGACUGACAGUAGUGAAAGGACACAAUGAAUGAAGCACUGAACAGCACAAGAUAUAGAGGAUCUUCAUUGCUGCCCUAAACACCCUCAGGCAUAACGGGAUCCUUUCUGAAGGAACCCCUCCCCCUGAAGCUGAAGGAAUUAGAUACCAACCAUUCAUGCGAUGAGGUUUUCAAUUACUAUGAGACCACAACAGGCUUGACGCACAACCUCAAGACCAUCGAUGGAAUCCUCGGUCACCCUCGGCACGUAAAGGUUCCAAGCCACUGGAAUGUUCAUUACAUGAAGGAUCUGACUGAGAAGCUGAGCCGGCGAGACUGGAGAUCUCCGCUGAGCAUGGCCAACCAGACAAGUGAGAUGAAGGACAAGCACACAGGGCGGCUUCCGUUGUCCAUGGACACUGCCUUCCGGGCAGGACCGCAGCCGUUCUCCCUGGAGAAUCACCUCAGCAACGGACCGUCUAAAAGCAUUGUGGCCAGCACAGAGAACCCAGCGCUGGCCGGGAAGCAGUAUUACGUUCGAGAUAAGGACGUCCUUCGCCUCACUGACAUUUACCUCUCGACCACCAACAAAGAUUUCAGAGCCUUUAAAAAGGAGGAGCUGGAGGGAUAUCCACAGAAGGACGUUGCCACCCUCUGGCAGACAGAAGACUACCCGAAGGCCUGGGGUCAUGGGCUGAAGGAGAAUCCCCUGCCCAAGGAAGCCCAGCACAUCAUCCGAGACCCCGGGCCGAUGAUCGACCCAGCCGUGUUCACCUCCCAGACCAGGAUCCCUCGCCAGCCCAAGCGUCUGCCGCCUGUCCCGAACCGGGGCUUCAAGACCCUGUCCCAAGAGUCCUACCAGCCCCCCAACGACGUGAAGCGGACACAGGAUGUCUCCUGCCCCCUGCGGGCACCAUGGGUGGUGACUCAGGAGGCGUCCGCCCCAGAGAUCUUGUCCGUUCCCCGGAUGUACAAGACGGAGAAUAUGGCGUACGGAACCAGGCACCCUGUAGUCAUCUGACAAGACCCAAAGGAAUUCAGAUUUUCAGUUUUACAUUGGACAUGAUAUUGGAAUUUUGCAUCUCUCCAUGAGGCCUUUCAGCCCAUCAAUGUUAACCCUGCUUUCUGAUGGAGCUCUACAUUUAAUCCAUUUCCCCCCUCAUUCCUCCAUCUCCUUCAGUCUUUGCCUUGUCAAAUGUUAAAUUCAGGCUUCUGAAAGUAACUAUUUCCACUUUCUUUCAAGCAUCGUAUAUUCUACCUUACUCCUGACAUCUCCCUCUGGUCCUUUAUGCACUGUGCCCUCAGUUUACUGAUUGUCUCACCAGUGGCAACAGUCUCUCCUUGUUUAACCUCUACCAACUCUCCACAAAACCUUCUUGGCCCGAAGUUCAAAGGAGAAUUGUUACCAAGAAUUCAUUUCAAAUACCGUAAACGUUUGUUUGAAAGAUCUGUGUUCUAUCUAGAAUCACAACCUCUUAAAACACAAUGUCUUAAUCAGCACUUGAAAAUUCAGUAAUAAAUAAAAGAAAAGUUUACCUUGGCAGA